AUGUUUAAAGGAUGCAAGUUUAGCUUGUAUGACAGCCAGGCAACUGAUGACCUGGACAAUGAAGAUGAUGAACAACCCAAUUUAGCAUGCACUUCACAGCUUCAGAGGUGGCAUGCUAAAGGCCGUGGGGAAAACAUCCAUCCUCAACCAGUCAUGGAAGUAACUGUUUCCAAGACAAAGCUCGACGAAACAAAAAUAAGGGAAGGGGUGAAGUCUCUGCUCUAUGAAGCCAGGAUGAAACCUACUCAUGACCUCCAGGCAGAAGCUGAUUUGAAGAAGACUCUUCAAGGUAUAAACCCACAGUUUGGUUUGUCAUUAAUGGCUGCAGAAAAUUCUCCCACAGCCUUUGUGCAAACCAAAUUUGGUGAGAGCCAGACAGGAUCAUUCUGUAGCUAUCAGCUAACCCAUACAGAGGCAAAUUUUAGUGCCACCAUUGACAUUGCCUCUAUACCUCGAUUAAACAACUCUCUGCCAACCGAACUGACCUACCCCAGAUUUCCAUUAUCUGCAAUGGACACAUUUGACAUUCCUGACAAUCUAGACGAUGCUGAGAAAGCACUUAUUCAGACUCUUGAAGUUGAUGAAAAUUCUAUUAACAGCAUUGAAUCUGCCACAAGAGAGCAAUCAAAUUCUGAAUGCUGGAAAAAUGAGCGCAAAUAUAGAUUUACAGCUUCAAGAUUUCAGCUAAUAAGUAAGAGGCAAAGGAACCAUGACAAGUUUGCAGCUGAGCUCAUCAACCCAAAGCCAUUCUCUUCAAGACAUGUCGAGCAUGGACUGAAAUAUGAGCCAAUUGCACUAAGAGAAUAUGAAAAAGUAAUGCUAACCCGAAAGACACCAGUCAAGGUCCUCAACUGUGGUCUGGUCAUUUCACAACACAUGCCAAUUCUUGCUGGCUCCCCUGAUGCAAGGGUUGUUGAUUUUGGAUGUGAGCGUCACUUUGGACUAGCCGAGGUUAAAUGUCCAGAAACUAAAUUUCAUGUUACCCCUUUGGAGGCUUGUGAGGAUCCCACAUUCUGCUGUGAAGCUGUCAAUGGACAUUGUAAACUCAAAAGGAACCAUGCUUACUUUGCUCAAGUUCAGGGCCAGAUGGGUGUAUCUGGAGCAUCCUGGUGUGAUUUUAUUGUAUACACCAAGAAAGGGAUCUCUGUGGAAAGGAUUGCCUUUGACCCUGCAUACUGGGCAGAAUUAAGGCAAAAGCUUGUAUCUUAUUAUUUUGCUAAUUUCAUAAAGCAUGCAGCAAAGGCAGUGUAA
This is a messenger RNA of Pocillopora verrucosa, 1251 nucleotides long. The record is from RefSeq and is a predicted model, not a curated record. NCBI's taxonomy places the organism in Eukaryota, Metazoa, Cnidaria, Anthozoa, Scleractinia, Pocilloporidae.